Messenger RNA from Zingiber officinale, 546 nucleotides. RefSeq names its product 36.4 kDa proline-rich protein-like. The transcript is spliced from 2 exons. The coding region runs from base 1 to 546 and encodes 181 amino acids. The record is from RefSeq and is a predicted model, not a curated record. Lineage: Eukaryota; Viridiplantae; Streptophyta; Magnoliopsida; Zingiberales; Zingiberaceae.
AUGAUCGCAAAACCACCCAUCGCCUUCUCUCCGGUGAUAGGAAAUCCACCCAUCAUGGCGUCUCCGAUCAUCGGAAACCCACCCAUCGCCGUUCCUCCGGUGAAUCCACCAAUCAGGGUCCCUCCGAACUCCGGAAAACCACCCAUCGCCAUCCCUCCGGUGAUCGGAAAUCCACCCAUCACGGUGCCUCCUGUGAUCGCAUACCCACCGGUAACAGGUCCCCCGGUGAUCCAACCACCUCCCGUAGGCGGAAGCACACCCAGCCCGCCGCCGGCGCUUGCACCAGCGAACCCGCCUCCGGCGAUCUGCCCGGCGGACAACCUCAAGAUGGGGGCGUGCGUGGAUCUGCUCGGCGGGCAACCUCAAGUCGGUGACCCAGUGGCCAACCAGUGCUGCCCGCUGCUGCAGGAGCUGGAGGCAGCCGUCUGCCUCUGCACCACCAUCAAGCUCAAACACCUCGACAUCAGCGUCUACUUCCCCCUAGCCCUCCAACUCCUCCUCACCUGCGGCAAGGCUCCGCCGCCCGGCUACACCUGCAUCCUCUAG